CCGACCCGGACUGACCGUCGUUCCAAGUUCAAACCGACCGCGACGAAACUUUUGCGCGCGGCACCCGUUUUUGUUUCGUCGGGUUUUUGGCGCGAUCUGUCAAGCGCAACUUUUUCGAAAUUCAAUUUGUGAGUGCACUUUUGUCUCUGGCCAGCAUCGAAUGGAGUUAGUGCUGCAUUAACAAAAAGGUUGCAUGAUAAAACAACGUAAAUUACUGUCAUGUGCUUUGGCCAGAGCAUCCGGAAGAAGCCGAGUUGAUACCGGAACUUUUUCUUAAUAUGGUAAAAAGACUGGUGAUAAAGAAAUAGCAAUAAAAAAGAAAACAUCAGUCCUUCGCUCGUCGGUGUUGCUGGGUGAGUCGCUGCGGCGGGUGCGGUGGUGGCUGUCUGGCGGCGCGCGUGGCUGGUGGCGGGCGCCGGCGCGGCCGCGGCGCAGCGCAGCCCGCUCGGCUGGGCCAUGGGCGGCACCCAGCGCCUCGCCGCCGUGGCUGCCGUGUCCCACGCGCGGCACUACUACAACCACACGCAGCCGGACGUCGUGCAAACAGAGAACCCACAGUACGGCGUCAGCGUCUUCUUCGUCAGUGCAACGUUGUGCGGGGUGUUGGUGGCCGUGUGCGCCGCGUGCUGGCCGCGCUCGCGCCCGCUGGACAAGCCCGACGACACGGCACCCUGCCCCCGAGGCGUCUACACGGUCAGCGCCGACGCCCGCACCACUCUACAUGUGCACCAACAGGUGCGCGAGGAGCUGCCGGUCCCGGAGCCGCCGCCCGCCUACGACACGGUGGUGGAGGACUUCACCGACAAGGAAUGUCAUAUACUACGGGAGGUAGUGACAGAGCCCUGUGCCCUCUGCCCUCCACCGGCGCCGCGGCCAGACAGCGGCCUACCGUCUUAUGAAGCAGCCGUCAUGCUCAGGGACACCAAGUUAUAAUCGUCUACGGAAACCCUUUUUACAUUCCCCUGACGUGGCUACAAAUCAUAAUGACAUUCUAAUUGAGAUUUUGCAUACUGAUUGCUUUUUAAUAUCCACCGUUAACUUUCUAGCAUUUAAUUUCGUGAUUGAGCGGUCCAAAUGUUAUUUUUACUGUAACUAUGUAAAAUAUGAAUGCUGUCUAGAUAGCAAGUUAUAUACGUUACAGAGUUAUUUUAUGGUUCCUUUAUAACUUAAGACUUAAACAACUAUGUUGAAAAUAAAUAAGAACACCAUACAUUUAAUCUACUUUACCUAUAUAUAAAGCCCAUUCGUGGCCUAAUAUUAUUGUAACGUAGGCUAUUAUACCGGUAGUCAUAGAAAAAGCAAGUCGUUGUAAUGUUAGCAGGAUGUGUGGUUUGUCAAUCUUAUGACUAGAAUAAGUUACUUCUAGAUAUAAAAUAAUGAUUUCUUGAUUUAAAAGAAUAUUUCUAACACGACACCUAGUUUGUGACUUCACAGAAACUUUAUUAUUGUUUAUGGUUGUAUGGAAAAAUUAGGCACUACCAAUGACGAGAUACUGAUAAUCGAAAUUGGUCCAGGUUCCUCUAGCUAGGAUUUUUUUAAAUUCAAUAACUUCAGCUUGGUUAUUAAUUCAUUUAUUUGUCUUGAUUUUACCUACUUAUUACGAUGUAAAAGCAUUUUUAGUGCAAUUUAUAAUGCAUUUAUUUUUAACUUUUCUUCAUUGCACUAUUGCACACUCACACAAGUGACUAUUUUGAAGCAUUUAUGCAACUGUAGAACCUUUAAAUAUCCCUGUAAUUAAAAAAUAUUGUUUGCAUAUAAUUUUAAUAUUGUACCUACAUAGUUGUAAGAAUAUUUAAACAAUGUAAAACUAGCACCAAAUAAAUGCUGUGAUAGAUAUUAAUGUAUUGUAAGUAGUUCGCUUUUUAUCAUACUUAUGGUUAAUGUACAAAAAUGAGAUAUAUUUUUUUUCUCACUUUAAUCUACUUCGUAGAUAUUAUCAAUAUGUGUUUCAGGGCAUUAAUGCAACACAUUGCUGUUAUAUAUAUUUAUAUUUUUUGUGUAAUUCAAUUUGAUGAAUGAAUUUAAUAAAAUAUGUACUUACCUAUAUCUUAAUUGGAAUUGAUUUAGGUAAUGUAGCCUAAAAACCAUGGUUUUGUCAAUUAAUUGUUAGCAUCGCACUACUUGUAGUUAUAAGCCAUAAUAAUAAAAUACAUAGGAGCUGAUUACACCAAA
This is a messenger RNA of Plutella xylostella (diamondback moth), 2172 nucleotides long. RefSeq lists its product as uncharacterized. The record is from RefSeq and is a predicted model, not a curated record. NCBI's taxonomy places the organism in Eukaryota, Metazoa, Arthropoda, Insecta, Lepidoptera, Plutellidae.